GAUAUCUCAUUGAUCGUGCAUGUACCGGUAUGUUCGCCAUAUCGAAAUAAUGCGCAUUUAUCGAGUCGAUGCUUUGUCUAUGCGUGCAUGUUUAGUUUAAGCUUAAUGCGGGUUUCGGACAACUUUGAUGUGCGUGGUGAUGGUGAUGGUAAUCCUAUGAUGGUGAUUAUUGGGCUUGGUUGAUCUGCUUGAUGGGCUUUAGAUCUCGGGUUUAAUGGAUGGAUGCAUUGUUAGUUUUUGAUACGAUCAUGAGGUUUUGGCAUGGGCGUGACGGGGGAAGACUAAUAGCUGCUGCUCUGUUGGGCAAGGUCGAUGUUGGGACUGCUUGAUAUCCCGUUGAUACUACUAGGUUGGUAUGAGGUAUGAUAUCAUAUGGUCUAUUCAAAAGGCCGAGAAUUCGAUGUUGCAUUUGAAGGAAGGGGGAAAAGUUCAAGGGAAAAGUGAUGAUUUGGUUUUGAUUUCAUACUUAUAUUUGUUCCUUUCUCUGAAACUUUCGUCUCUUCUUGCAUAUCAUUUUCAUAUAUAUACACAUCUCUGUUUAAAUAUACUUUGCUUCAUAUAUAUUUCAUUCUUCUCACGCCUUAUAUUAUCAAUAGUUUAAAAGUUUAUCUUUAGAAGUAUCUACUUAUUUGUUUUAUUACAAGCAAAUUGAUUUGCCACACUAGGUUUUAUUCAUUUAAUUAUCAUUUGUGCCGUCGAAAAUUUGAAAAGUAACGGUCAAGAUGAAGGAACUCUUUCGAGAUGCGACAGCUGGAAAGGCCCUGCGUCUAUUGUCAGGAAACAAGAUUUUGAAAUAUCCAGAGGAACGAAGUGUGUCAGCCGACACCGAGAAAGGAAAUGCAGAUAUCUGGCGGAAAUAUCUACAUACCCAGAAGACGCAGAACGUGAGGAAAUAUGGGAGUUGUGAUGAGCCUGAACAAGGACAAUCAUUGGAAUUUAAAGAUAGUGAUAGUCCAAGUCAAGAUGGAGAAUACACUAGACCCUCAAACGCAACGCAAAGUUCGGAUCGAACAAGAGUGGCGGACGACCAUGGUGUUAAUACGAAGAAUGGAGGCAUAGAUGUUCAAAUUAUUGAUUGGGAUCAAACUGAUGGAGUUUAUGAUUCAGAGGUAUGUUGUGUAGCUCUGUCUGUAGCAUUCAAGCAUACAGUCUAGGAUUUGCAUUACAAUGCUAACUGAGUAUUUGUAACAGAAUCCACAAAAUUGGUCGACAGGAAAAAAGUUCUUCGUUACUUUCCUCAUCUGUCUAUUAACUUUUGCCGUCUACAUUGGAUCAGCCAUCUAUUCCGCAGGUAUUUUAGAUGUAAUGAAAAAAUUCGGAGUCAGUCAAGUUGCUGCCACUGCUGGUCUCACCUUAUUCGUAGCCGGUUAUGGCAUAGGACCCAUGUUAUGGUCUCCCAUGAGUGAGAUACCUCAAAUUGGUCGAAAUCCCAUUUACAUUGGUACGCUUAUUGUAUUUGUGGUUUUACAAUUCGGUGUCAUAUAUGCGAGGAAUUUCGCCAUGAUGCUUAUAUUUCGAUUUUUGACUGGCUUUUUUGGUUCUCCUGUUUUGGCUACUGGAGGUGCUUCGUUGAGUGAUAUGUAUGCGCCAAAUAAGAGGGCUUAUGCUAUUGGAAUUUGGGGUAUGGCUGCUGUUUCGGGUCCAGUGGUAUGUUCUUCUCGAGCUUCUUUUUUUUAAUUCUUGAUCACUGAUAAGUUCAGUUGGGUCCCUUGGUUGGAGGAUUCGCUGCAGAGAAUAAAGGGUGGACUUGGACGAUUUGGGAAUUGACUUGGCUAUCAGGUGAGUUGAUUCAUUGUUUUCAAGACUUUGACAUAUAUUACUUUUACCUUUGAUACUGACAGCAUUUCUAUAGGAUUCGCACUGAUCGUUCUAAUUUUCUUAUUACCUGAAACUAGCUCCGCCAACAUAUUAUAUCGACGACGUCUCCGUCUCACAAAAGCAAGUGGUGUCCAGAAUUUAAAAUCCGAACCAGAAAUCGAAGUCGAUAAAAUGACGACGCAAGAUAAAAUAAACAUGGCUCUCAUUCGUCCCUUCUCACUUACUUUCACGGAACCAAUUCUUUUCUGUCUCAAUCUAUACAUCGCACUAAUCUAUGGUCUUCUAUAUGUCUGGUUUGAAUCAUUCGCCAUUGUUUUCGUCGAGAUUCACGGCUUUAGCCUGGGGAAAGAAGGAUUAGCUUUCUUGGGUAUAUUUGUCGGAUCUCUUGUGGUUAUCCCACCAUUCUUUUGGUACUUGAAGAAAUAUCAAGAACCGAAAUUUGAUAAAAAUGGUGAUAUUAAACCGGAGAUUAGAUUGCAACCAGCUUUUGUGGGAGCUUUUUGCAUUCCUAUCUGUUUGUUUUGGUUUGGAUGGACUAGCAAAGAGAGUAUUCACGUAUGUUUUGUCUUCUUUACUCUCACUUCUUCACCACAAACUAAAACUAAUAUUCACCCAGUGGAUUGUUCCCAUCAUCGGUUCAGCCUUCUUCUCCAUCGGUGCCUUUCUACUCUUCAAUUCAGUCCUAAACUACAUCGGUGACGCAUACCCCGUCUACGCAGCUUCAGCAUACGCGGGAAAUGACUUUAUGAGAUCAUGUUUUGGUGCUGGCUUUCCACUUUUUGCUAAUGCUAUGUUUAAAGAUUUGGGAGUUCCAUGGGCAAGUUCUACGUUGGCGUUUAUUAGUGUGGCGUUUAUUCCUAUUCCGUUUAUUUUGUAUAGGUGGGGUGAGGUUAUUAGACAUAAGAGUAAGAAGGCUAGACAUGAUAUUUAGAGGGGUUAGGUGCUGUUGUUGGCUUAUGUUGUGUUACGUUGGUGGAUUGUGAUGAGUGUAUGAUUUCUAUGAGUAUUGUAUUAAUGUUUAUUUGGAUAUGGGAUAUGGAAUGGGAAAAGGCACGGGGGAUGGUCAGCACAUGGGGAAACAUAGAUUCUGAUCCGGUAAAGGAUUGUAUGAUAACGACGAGACGAGACGUUUAACACAUCUAAAUUAACAAUA
Molecule: messenger RNA, 2971 nt
Organism: Sclerotinia trifoliorum
Lineage: Eukaryota; Fungi; Ascomycota; Leotiomycetes; Helotiales; Sclerotiniaceae
Source: the annotation of a GenBank genome assembly